AUGGAAGAAGUUGUAGUCAUUAUAGGUGCUGGCCCUGCAGGGCUCGCAUCAAGUGCAUGCCUUAAUCGUCUUGAUAUCCCCAACAUUAUCCUAGAAAGAGAGGAUUGUUAUGCCUCUCUAUGGAGAAAAAAGGCAUAUGAUCGUGUAAAGUUACACCUUGCAAAGCAAUUUUGCGAGCUUCCCUACAUGUCCUAUCCACCUAAAUUACCCAUGUUUGUCCCUAAAAACGACUUCAUUAGCUAUUUGGACAAUUAUGCAUCGCAUUUUGGCAUAAAUCCCCGAUUUCAUUGUUAUGUGGAGUCUGUUUACUAUGACAAGAAUGCUAGUAAAUGGUGUAUUGUGGUAAGGAAUAAUAAACUAAAUACAACCGAAGUAUAUAUUGCAAAAUUCUUAGUUGUUGCAACAGGAGAAAAUAGUGAAGGUUUGAUACCAAAAGUGCCUGGGCUCGACGGCUUUGAAGGGAUGUACAUGCACUCCAGCCAGUAUGCGAAUGGGAAGGAUUUUAUUGGCAAAGAUGUCUUGGUUGUUGGCUGCGGCAACUCUGGGAUGGAGAUUGCUUAUGAUUUGCUCUAUUGGGGUGCUCAUACCUCCAUUGUUGCUCGUAGCCCUGUACAUGUGAUCAGCAAAGAAAUUGUUUUUCUUGGAAUGUGCUUCUUGAAGUAUCUCCCAUGCAGAUUAGUGGACUUCAUCACAACAACACUCAGCAAAAUUAAGUUUGGGGAUACAUCCAAAUAUGGGAUUCAGAGGCCAACUGAAGGUCCUUUCUAUAUUAAAGCAAAAACAGGUAGAUCGCCCACAAUUGACGUUGGGGCUGUGCAAAAGAUUAAGACUGGAGAAAUUGAGGUUUUUCCAUCGAUAGCAAAUAUAAAAAGAACCGAAAUCACAUUUGAAAAUGGCAAGAGCAAGCAAUACGAUGCCAUCAUAUUUGCUACUGGCUAUAGAAGCACCGUACUGGAUUGGCUGAAGGAUGGCAAAGACCUGUUUAAUGAGAAUGGAAUGCCGAAACUACGUUUUCCAAAUCAUUGGAAAGGGGGAAAUGGGCUUUACUGUGCUGGGUUUUCACGGAGGGGAUUAAUGGGCAUUUCACUUGAUGCUCAGCAAAUAGCCACUGACAUCGGUCUGGCAUGGAAGGGAGCUUCGAAGUGA
Messenger RNA from Populus nigra (black poplar), 1146 nucleotides. Its product is annotated as probable indole-3-pyruvate monooxygenase YUCCA11. Gene Ontology annotation, molecular function: NADP binding; N,N-dimethylaniline monooxygenase activity; flavin adenine dinucleotide binding. NCBI's taxonomy places the organism in Eukaryota, Viridiplantae, Streptophyta, Magnoliopsida, Malpighiales, Salicaceae. The record is from RefSeq and is a predicted model, not a curated record. The coding region runs from base 1 to 1146 and encodes 381 amino acids. The transcript has 4 exons.